AAUUUUUGCUCUUAUUUGUGCAGGUGUAAUCCCAAAAAACUGCUGGUUUCUAUAGAGUUACUCUGCAUGUAUACUGCAGCGACUGCACGUAGAAGUUAUCUGGUAGCUGAAGCACUUGGAGCUCUCGGGCAUCUGAUGGACGGCGUUGUAACAACGUCAGGGUUUGAGGCAGAGAAUUCUUGUUUUGCACGACUUCGAAUAUAGCCCCAAAUUACACUUUUCCGUUCAUUGAGAUGCUUGGGUCCUGGAGCCGGGAAAUGCUCUCGGUGUGACACUGGUGGCUGACUCGCUCUGCAGACAGGUUGCCAGCCGUGGCAAUCAGCACCGUUAGAAACCAGCAUGCAUUGAAUAUCCCGAAAUAAAAACUUAAGUCGGUGCUGUUCUCGGUGCCUGAGGACGCGGAGGCGGGGAGCAAAGCAGAGGCACCAACACAGCAAUAAGGAAAGGAAAAUCGAAACAGCUUAAAUAAGCAAUUCUGGAAGCAGCGAAUGCAGAGAGCUAGCUCAAGGGCCUGGCUCUCUCUCUGGGCUGCCGGCGCCACCAUGCCGCCCGCAGAGUUUGCCAGGGGUGGGCGUAACGGAGGCUCGGGCUCGGCGCCUUGCUCUGGCUGGUCCCCAAACCUCAAACCAGUGCCAGCUAAACGCGUUUCAGCUGUAAGUCAGUCUUGUCAUAAAAGCCUGACCCAGCGUGUAGGAUCGCCCCUGCCAUGUGCCGCUAUGCAAGCCAGUGCCCCCACACAGGAAGUGUCUGCGCUCUUUAUCUUUGCCACGUGGGAACGUGACCGCAGCUUUAUCUCGGUUUCUGUGCUUGCUCGCAGGCUCCGCCGUGGGAAAUGGACUCCCGGCACCCACCCCCUCUGCGACCAUCUUUCCUCCCCGACCCGACGUCUGCAAGAGAGAUGAAGGCGAAUGCUGCCGAGCUUUCCCUUUGGACCGUCAUAGCGGCGAUUCAAGGGGUGGAAAAGAAGGUGGAUUCUCAUGCCGCUCGGUUGCUGAACCUGGAGCGCCGGACGGUGACCACUGAAAAGAAAUAUUUUGACUGCGAGAAAACAGUCGUGGAUUUUGGGAACCAAAUGGAAAGCAAGUUGGCGGCGCUGGGCACCCUGAUCCAGGAGUACGGGUCGUUGCAGCGGCGCCUGGAGAACAUGGAGAACCUGCUCAAGAACAGGAACUUCUGGAUCCUGCGCCUGCCCCCGGGAGCGAAGGGGGAAAUGCCCAAGGUCCCGACGGGUUUUGAAAACGGUGCGGCUUACUUCUCUGAGCAGGAGUGGAAGAACUUAGACGAAUGCCAGAAAGAGCUUUACAAGAACGUGAUGAAGGGCAACUUCGACUCCCUGGUCUCUCUGGACUACGCAAUCUCCAAACCUGACCUCCUCUCCCGGAUUGAACGCGGGGAAGCGCCUUGUCCUAGGGACGCGGGGGACUCGGAGGAGCGAGAGAUCCCUGCAGAGCCCAGCACAGAAGCACUAGGAUUUGCACCAGAUGUGGCCUGUGGAAGCGAGGAGAACAGGGGUCUGUGCAUCCAGGGACCGGAGAGCUCGGAGCAGAGAGAUGCCCCCGCCGGGCCCAGGAUUGAGUACGUGGUGUCGGAGUCGACCUUUGGGUCCAGCAUGAAGCAAGAAGAAGAGCUGCACGCCGAGAGCCAGGAGACCCUGGAGGAGGAGCAGAUGUUCCCAGCGCCCAGCCUGGGGGACAACGGGCUCAUGUUCAGGACUGAGCUGCGGGAUCACGAGGAGCGUCUCAGACACCUGGAGCUGCAACGAACGCUGUCUGGGCAGGCGGAGGAGCUGGUUUUCCAGAGUCCUUGCGAGGAGAUGCCCUUGGAGGGCCCAUGCAGCUCCGUCGGGCAGCACGGACCCCCUGGGAAGGACGGGCCGGCAGAGCCCAUCCCUGCAGAAGGUAGUUUUGGCGACAGCAACGCCGUCCCUUUCUACCGGCGCGGCUGCCCCGUGGAGAGGCCCUUUGUGUGCGUGGAGUGCGGGAAAGGCUUUCGGCUGAGGAAGAGCCUGGCAAUGCACCAGCGGGGUCACGUCCGGCUGGAGUGCUUGGAGCCGGCCGACCGGGGCGACAGCUUCACCUUCAAGCAGUACUACGCGCCGCACCCCCGGGUGCCCCCAGGAGCGGGCGCCUACAGCCCCGGGGAGUGCGAGGAGAGUUUUCGGCAGAGCCACGGCCUGAAGACCCACCCGCGGGGGCAGCUGGCGGACAGGCCCUACGGCAGCCCCAAGUGCAUGAAGAGCUUUGGCCUCAAACCUGGCUACAGGCCGAGCCAGAGGGGCGCCGGGCGGGAGCGGCCGUACAAGUGCAACCGGUGCCAGGAGUGCUUCUCCCAAAAGAAGACCCUCGUCACGCACCAGCGCAUGCACGCAGGGCGCGGCACGGGGGCCCUCACCUGCACCUACUGUGGCAAGAGCUUCACCCACCCCUCAGACCUCAUCCGGCACCAGCGCAUCCACACCGGGGAGCGCCCCUACCCGUGCGCUGAGUGCGGCAAGAGCUUCACCCAGAAGCAGCACCUGCUGCAGCACCAGAAGAUCCACCUGCGGGAGCGGGCCUGCGUGCCCAGCGGGCGCGAGGCUUUGCUGGGCAACGUCUUCUUCUAGCCAGAGCGGGAGCAAACACCCGCUCCGGUGUGAAGGGUGCUUGGAAGAACAUGUCCCUAGGCAGGGUUGGGGCUGCCCUGCCCCACGGCCAGCAGCCUGGAGCCUGUAGGAUCCCCCGGGAAAAUAGUUUUCAAGUAAAAACAUUAGAUGGCUGUGGUGUCAAGAGAGCGAGUGGAUUGAUCCCGAUGAAGCUGGCGUCUCUUGAGAGAUCCUGCAGCGGGCAGUUCUGCAGGUCGCUUAGUCCCGUGGCACACGGGUUCACAAAGCCUCUCAGGUCGUGGAGCACGCGCCGUGCGCCGAGGCUCGGUCUCUGCUCGGGUGCCGGGAUCCUGGCGGAAGAGAGGCAGGUCGAUGGCUGAGGGCAGGGCAGCCCCUCCUUACCUGGGGAGAGGUGUACUGGCAGGACAGACUCGCGAAGCUUUCGCUGCUCUCGCCGCAGCCGUCCUGGAGCUUGAGUCAGCCCAGCCCCUUCUCAGGACAUAAAGAAAGACCUAAUUUGCUAAGAUUAACACGGCCGAGCCAGAGUCCACUUGCUCCGCUCCGCUCCGCUGACGUCAGUGUGGAGUGAUCCCACUGCAGACUGGAGAAACUCUGCUUGCGCUAGGACGACCGCCCGCAGCCUUCGUCCUGGUGCCUCUCUACCCUGACGAGGAGACAGCACUCGGCGCACCUGUUGUCUGCUGAAGAGACAACCGAUCGAAUCGAAGGGAAAGACAGUUGCUUAGCGGGAAGGCGGUGCUCGUGUUACACUAAAACGCUCCUCGAGUUUCUUCCUGCCUUCGCUGACAGCCCUGGUUGCCCCCUCUUCCGUCGGUUUGCCCAGAUCUUAACGCUUCUGUUCGGCUGACUUGUCGGUUCAUUAUUUCCCCCUGCCUUUGUUCCCCCUGCGCAGCUCACGGUGCAUCAGGCCGUCCGUUCUGUUCUUUUGCUCUCGUCUUCGGGGAUCGUUUCUGUUAUGCCACCGCAUGAGCGCUUCCCAGCUGCUCAGAUGUGUUUGGCAAGGUGCCCAAACACUUCACUUCCCGCUGCAUCGAAACUAAAAUUAUUACCUGGGUUGUGCCGUGUUUUAGGUGGUUGCUGUAGGCUGAUCCACAUCACCUUGAAUCUGGGGUUAGAAACCGUCUUGUCCUUUCCUAGCUCAGGUUUGAGUCCCUAACUGGGGCUCGGGUGAGUUGACUCGCCGCUUGUGCAGACACCAGGCUGUUGCAUGCAGACAGACAUGGGGGAGCCCCUUGAGGGUCGUCUGAGGGAGAGGAAAAGGGGAAGACCGGGGAACUUGCGGGAGGAAGCCAUAAUCCAGCUUCUUGAGAGCGCUUACAGAGGCUUUCCCCUGUACGUCAUACCUAAAAAGUGUCACUGACCCAACGCGGGCCCAUUCUCACUGCCCAGCCAAGCUGCAUUUGGCCCAGGUUUGCCUGGGAGCAGCUUUCGAACCCGGUUCGUGACGGCUUCACCUCCUGUGCCGCUGGAGGUUUGCGUCUCAGGCUGCAGCAGCUCUGCUUGGGCUGGGAGGCCCCUGGCCCUUCCUCCCAGCACGGUCUCGUGCCCUGGCUGUGCAGCCCUGAGCUUUCAUCUCACCUUUGUCUCCCACCCCUCCGAAUAUUGCAGUCCCCGAGCUGCGAGGGCUUUGUGCUUGUCACAAGACACCCCAGCCAGCCUGGGUCGCUGCAAGGCAGCGGGCAGAGCCUGCGUCUUCCUGACACGGCUGUUUCUGCCACUUGUGCUAGAGGAGAACCGCUCCUCGCAGGUAGCAGUACAGGACUUCUGACACACGAAGGCCUGGCUCUGAUUUUAUCUAGUACAGGUACAUGAGCCAGUUCCUUAGUGGUUUGGUUUUUAAUUACUGCUCUUAAGCCCUGUGUUUCCCCCUUUUAGCCUGUACUGUUUAGACUGUGAGCCCUCCGGGGCAGGGGAUGCGUUUCUGUGCUAUCUGCAAAGCGCCGGUUCCCUUGGCAGCCGUAGAUACUUGAUUUUUAAUAAUAAAUUCAGACUUGAACACAUUGUGCAGGCUGCAAGGGGCUGGCUUCCUCCACACGCUGCUUUCCCUGAGCAUCACGGUCAGCUUGUCCUGAGCCUUGGGCAAAGCCCUGGCUUUGGAAGUGGAUCUACCAGGUGCUGGCCUGGGAGCUAGCGUGUCUUGGGACCGCUCUCAAGCUGCCUGUCUCUGGGGAAUGCAGUCAGGACCCUUCUGAGCCCCUUGCAAUGCCUAAUUGCCCUCCUUGGGCAUGCAUGGAGCAGAAGUAGGAGCAAGGCUUGUUUUGGGGAGUAGUCCCCGGGUCAGCGAGCAGGCAGGGUAGACGCGGCCGAACAGUAAACCUGCUUUUGAACACAGAGCGUAAGGCCGUUCUCGUGGUGCCGCGACCUCCCACUGGAGAAGAGGCAUUGAAGGGCUUGCGCUGCACUGGUUGCUCUUGCUGCUCCGGCAGCAGGCUGGGCCUGCAGGUUUGGGUUCGGUGGCUAGCUGGCACCAGUAGACCCAAGCUGGCAGGGAAGCGAAGGGGGCUGAGGAGGGAGGGGAGCUUGGGGCUGGGGCUGGCGGGAGUGCAGAGUGCAGGUAUGUGGGGGGUGUGGGGAUCCCCCACACUUCCCCCCCAUGGUGCACAGCCCCUGCUGUCAGCAGCAGCAGCAGCAUGCCCUCGGGGUGCUCGUGGCCCACCCAGGUGCUGCUGCCGGGUGCCAACAGGGCACACGGCGUCAGACAGGUGAUCGUAUGCAGGACCUCAGCACCCAACAGGUACGUUUCCAUAGGGACUGGCUCUAGACCUGGUGCUUUUUUAAACCUUUUGAUCAGCCAUCUGGAAGAAAGCCUGAAAUGGCUGCUGAUGCAGUUGGGGGGGUGACACACAGACUGGGAGUGGUGGUUGUGGCAGAAAUGCCACCGUCUGUGCCCCUCUCCAGAAGUCUGUCUCUGCCAGCGUGAGAGGCUGGGGUUGAAUCCCUCAGGGCAGGGGAUCACAAAAGCCUGGUGCCUCCGGUGUGGAUGCUCUGGUCACCUGGGUGGGGGGAAAGCCCCGCUCACCGGCCCAGGUGACCCAUGAUGCUUUUUAAACUGGUUGGCGAGUGGCCAGCACUGGCAGCUUCGAUUGGACCGGGCUGCUGAGGUCAGAAAGGUUAUUUAAAGGCCCGGGCCAGGAAGAAGGUGGCCAUUAGCCAUGAGGUCAUCCAGGUGAAUCUGAA
Messenger RNA from Alligator sinensis (Chinese alligator), 5779 nucleotides. RefSeq names its product zinc finger protein 777-like. The transcript is spliced from 6 exons. Lineage: Eukaryota; Metazoa; Chordata; Crocodylia; Alligatoridae. The record is from RefSeq and is a predicted model, not a curated record. Gene Ontology annotation, biological process: regulation of DNA-templated transcription. Bases 833 to 2602 code for a protein of 589 amino acids.